ACACCACCCAGCUUUGGAACGCGAUCCGUAGUUGAGAGUACCCAACCCAAUCGCAAUGAGUGACGCAGCACCAGCCGGCGGCGAGGCGCCCUCCAAGAAUGCGCUGAAGAAGGCGCAGAAGGAGAAGGAGAAGGCAGAGAAGAAGGCUGCGGCCAAAGCCCGUGAGCUCGCUGAGCGCUCCAAGAAGGAAGCCGAUGACGCGGCCGACGUAUCUGCCGACUCGUAUGGCGAGCUCCCUCUGAUCGGAUCCAAGGACUUCAAGCCCACGGGAACCCCACGCACUGACUUCACCGAGAUUGCCAACAAUGAGGACAAGGAGGUCACAUUCCGGUGCUGGGUGGAAAAUGCAAGAGUUCAGUCUGCUAAGCUUGCAUUCUUGAACCUGCGCCAAAGCCUCAACACGGUGCAGGCUGUGGUUGCGGCCAGCGACAAGCUCAGCAAGCAAAUGGUCAAGUUCUGUGGUAACGUCAGCACCGAGAGCACGCUGGUGGUCACAGGACUGGUCAAGCGCGUCAAGGAGCCCAUCAAGAGCGCAACCAUUACCGACUUUGAGAUUCACAUUCAGAAGCUGUUCGUCGAGGCCAGCGCCGAGAUUCCGCUGCCGCUCCAAGUGUCCGAUGCUGAGCGGCCCAUGCCCAGCGACGCGGCGACAGAGGAGGGCGAGAAGGAGGGCGAGGGCGACGAGCGCCCGCUUGUCAGCUUGAACACCAGGUUGAACAACCGGACGCUUGAUCUCAGAGCCAAGAUCAACCAGUCUAUUUUCGUCAUCAAGAGCGGCGUGUGUGCCUUGUUCCAGGAGUUUCUGUCCAAGAAGGGCUUCAUGCUGGUCCACACACCAAAGAUUCUUGGAGCUGCUUCCGAAGGAGGCGCCAACGUCUUUGAGCUCAAGUACUUUGGCCGACCCGCCUACCUAGCCCAGUCUCCGCAGUUCUACAAGCAGAUGCUGAUAGCCUCGCGCUUCCAAAAAGUCAUGGAAAUCGGGCCCGUAUUCCGCGCCGAGAACUCCAACACGGCCCGCCACCUGACCGAGUUCACCGGCCUGGAUCUGGAAAUGGAGUUUCAGGAAAACUACCACGAGGUCAUGAGCGUCCUCGAGGAUCUCAUGCUCUUCAUCUUCACCGAGCUCAACUCGCGCUACGCCAAGGAGACGGAGCUGGUCCGCGGCGUCUACCACGUCGAGCCAUUCAAGCUGCCGGAAUCGGGAAAAGUACCCAGAAUCCCGUUCCAGGAGGGAAUCAAGAUGCUGCGUGAAGCGGGUGAGGAGCUUGGUGACUAUGACGACCUGACAACACCCCAAGAAAAACACCUGGGCCGCCUCGUCCUGGAAAAAUACGGCACAGACUUCUACACGCUCGACCAAUUCCCACUCGCCAUCCGCCCGGCCUACACGAUGCCAUCGCCCGCAGACCCCGCCCUAUCAAACUCAUACGACAUGUUUAUGCGCGGCCAGGAAAUCUGCUCUGGCGCCCAGCGCAUCCACUCGUCUGCUCUGCUCGCCGACCAGAUGCGCAAGCACGAUCCCCCAAUCGACCCCGCGGGCCCCGGCACAAAGGACUACGUCGAUUGCUUCAAGUAUGGAUGUCCCCCCCAUGCUGGUGGCGGCUUUGGCCUCGAACGUAUCGUCCAGUUUUGGCUCGGCCUCCCCAAUAUUCGCAUGUGUAGCUUGUUUCCCAGGGAUCCGCAGAGAGUCGUGCCGUAGAUAUGGAUGUAGGGGGGGGGGUAUACUUGUGCGGGAUUGGGGGGUAUGCUCUCACUGCACUGCACUGCACUACAAGAUGUGUGUAUUGUGUAUGUGUAUGUGCAUGUGCAUGUAUGGGGGGGGGAAAGAGAGAGCGAGAGUUUUGUAGAACUAGACAAGCGAAGACAAGAA
Exserohilum turcica Et28A is the source of this 1870-nucleotide messenger RNA. RefSeq lists its product as uncharacterized. Gene Ontology annotation, molecular function: aspartate-tRNA ligase activity; RNA binding; ATP binding. NCBI's taxonomy places the organism in Eukaryota, Fungi, Ascomycota, Dothideomycetes, Pleosporales, Pleosporaceae. Bases 56 to 1699 code for a protein of 547 amino acids. The record is from RefSeq and is a predicted model, not a curated record. Gene Ontology annotation, cellular component: cytoplasm; aminoacyl-tRNA synthetase multienzyme complex; cytosol. The transcript has 4 exons. Gene Ontology annotation, biological process: aspartyl-tRNA aminoacylation.